Messenger RNA from Pisolithus orientalis, 2217 nucleotides. RefSeq lists its product as uncharacterized. NCBI's taxonomy places the organism in Eukaryota, Fungi, Basidiomycota, Agaricomycetes, Boletales, Pisolithaceae. Gene Ontology annotation, molecular function: GTP binding. The transcript is spliced from 17 exons. The record is from RefSeq and is a predicted model, not a curated record. Bases 278 to 2209 code for a protein of 643 amino acids.
AUAUUUAUGUGAAUGAGAUGAUCAUUGCAACACACACCAGCCAGUAAGUUACUUACAAUGACCUGACUUUUCUAAUAGGUUUCCCGGAUAAGAGUGGGAAGCAGGAGGGAAUCUUGAAGGGCGGUGCUUGCUGGGCCGGUAACCGAACAGGGCGCUUUCGAAGAAAGAACAUGAGGCCGCCGCGUGAUCUCAGCAGCAAGGCUCAGGUGCUUGAAGGCGCCGUGCGACUUGCACUAACUCCUUCGCCCUUCCUGUAGUCGCCCCACGGUCCUCUAGGAUGGCCUCGCCUCUGAUACUAUCCUAUAUCGAGUUGCAGAACGCGCAAGGCGUAGAAUCCGUCGAACUCCACCUCAAUAGCGUUAAGUACUCCAUCGCUAAAAGUCAGGAGAAGAGGGACACUUUUUCGAAGGCUUUUGAUAAGCCAUUGACAUUGGGAACAGGGCCGCUUUCUCUCUCUGUAAGCCGAAAGAGGUGGUGCUCAUGCUUUGGCGAAACUGUGCCAGAAACCAUCGAACUUCGCUCCGAUGAGGUCCGGUCCAAGUUAGAUGGAGAAGAGUCUCUUCACGCACGGGGCAAAGUAUCCAUCAAGCUCCGCUUCCUGCCCCAAGCUCAGUCAGGUGUUACGCCUCCGACUGUGCCUGCAAAGUCCGGGGCUCCACAACCAAUCACUGCGCAAUCAGUCGUUACUCAUUCUACUCCAGCCCAGGACACAGUUCGGAGUACUGGUACACCUGUACCUGUCCACUCGCCUCCAACUGCCGACAUAUCUCCAACUGCAGGCACACUUGCACCUGCCAAUCGCGAGGGUCUACGGCCAACCACUGAAGACCUCAUUCGGGAGUGUCCUCGUUUCCGAGUCUUGGUAGUUGGAAAGUCAGGUGUUGGAAAAUCCACUUUGAUCAAUCGAAUCUUCGGCGUGAGCACUGCGAAUGUAGCAAAGGAUAAACCAGGGGAAGCAGACAUUGAACAGGAAUUCACUUCGCCAGAGAACGACCGGCUCAUUUUGCAUGAUAGCAAAGGUUUUGAGGCAGGCGAUGCUGGCAACUAUGACACCGUGAAGUCAUUCAUAGUAAAGAGGAAGAAAGAACCCAAAAUCAAAGAUCAGCUUCAUGCGGUCUGGUUGUGUUUUCAGAUACCCAUUCCAACGUACGGUGAACGACUUUUGGAGGACGCUGCAGAAGCGUUUUUGAAAAUAAGGAAGGAAGUCCUAGGGAAUACGCCGACGAUAGUCGUAUUCACGAAACAUGACCGGCUCGUGAUGUUCAUGCGGCAGAGAAUGCCAAACGAUCCUGAAGCAGGACAACGAUAUCUGCAAGAGGAAUGCGUCCAGCAAAUCAAAGACUUUACUGGAGAGAAUAUUGCACAUGUUGCAGUUAGCUCGAAACCCAGAUAUGAGCACGAGCUUAGGGACCUAAUAAGCCUCACUCAGGACAUGGUAUCUAUGAGUUUCACCUCCCCGGGGAAUGAAGUAUCGCCAGUGCCUCUGGCAGCUGCAGGGGCACAACGAAUGUUGCCUAUAUUGAAGGUUGAGUUAUCAAUUGCCGUAGGAAGGCAGAGAUACUGGAGGGUAAUGGGUGCCAGCGCAAACUUUCCGGGUUACACAAUGCAGGAUUGCCUUCGUGUCAUACACAAUGACAUCGUGGCGGUCUGGAAUUUUUAUGAUCCUUGCCAAUACCUGAAUAGUGAGGAAUUCCGAAAGGUGAUGAUGAACAUGGUUGAGAGAGUUGAUCCACCGGCCUCCCCCUCCCGGAUUGAUACUGACACAUUAGCCGGGGGAGUCCCUCUCAUCGCUCUAGCUCCUGUAAUGCUGCCAUUAAAUGCUUUCCUUACCCUUGGCAAGUGGGUUUUUGCAGCAUACCAGGGACUACAAGGCGUUCCCACAAAGUUCAUGGCUUACAUUGUUGAUUUGACGCACGUACUGGAAAUACUGUUUGCACUCACAGCUGAGAUGAGGGCAAAGAAGCUUACUCGCACGGCGAUUAAGAUUGCAUAUAAAGCCUACCUUGAAUCGGAAUGGAUGACGCACACCCACACGGACAUUAGGUAUUUCCGAUGUUCGGCUAAGGAUCGUGACGAUGUCCUCGACAAGAUCACAUCCAUGAUCCCUUCAGGCGACAGGGAAGAUCGAGUUUCUCGGGCGCUCCAAAGCAAGCCGUCGGUUAACCUGGAAAGAGAUGAAGAGUGGACGAGCGAAGAAGUCUCUCGAUGAAGCCUGCG